Molecule: messenger RNA, 3256 nt
Organism: Galeopterus variegatus (Sunda flying lemur)
Lineage: Eukaryota; Metazoa; Chordata; Mammalia; Dermoptera; Cynocephalidae
Gene: ITGB3
Product: integrin, beta 3 (platelet glycoprotein IIIa, antigen CD61)
Exons: 17
Coding region: 1-2478 (825 amino acids)
Biological process (GO): cell-matrix adhesion; cell migration; integrin-mediated signaling pathway
Cellular component (GO): cell surface; focal adhesion; integrin complex
Molecular function (GO): integrin binding; fibrinogen binding; fibronectin binding
Source: RefSeq, a predicted model, not a curated record
AUGGCUCCCAAGAAGCCUGAGCCUAAGAAGGAGGCAGCCAAACCAGCCUCAGCCUCUGCUCCAGCCCCUGCUCCAGCUCCUGAGCCCCCCAAGGAGCCUGCCUUUGACCCCAAGAGUGUGAAGAUAGACUUCACUGCUGACCAGAUUGAAGCCUGUGUAUGGUGCUCAUGCCUUUGUCUGUCUGUUGCAGGGCCCAACAUCUGCACCACCCGAGGUGUGAGCUCCUGCCAGCAGUGUCUGGCUGUGAGUCCCGUGUGUGCCUGGUGCUCAGACGAGUCCCUGCCUCUGGGCUCGCCCCGCUGUAACCUGAAGGAGAACCUGCUGAAGGAUAACUGUGCUCUGGAGUCCAUCGAGUUCCCGAUCAGUGAGGCUCAAGUACUGGAAGCCAGGCCCCUCAGCGACAAGGGCUCUGGAGACAGCUCCCAGGUGACUCAAGUCAGUCCCCAGAGGAUUGCACUCCGGCUACGGCCAGAUGAUUCGAAGAAUUUCUCCAUCCAAGUGCGACAGGUGGAGGAUUACCCUGUGGACAUCUACUACUUGAUGGACCUGUCUUAUUCUAUGAAAGAUGAUCUGUGGAGCAUCCAGAACCUGGGUACCAAGCUGGCCUCCCAGAUGCGCAAGCUCACCAGUAACCUGUGGAUUGGCUUCGGGGCCUUUGUGGAUAAGCCUGUGUCACCAUACAUGUACAUCUCCCCACCAGAAGCCCUCAAAAACCCUUGCUUUGAUAUGAAGACCACCUGUUUGCCCAUGUUUGGCUAUAAACAUGUGCUGACACUGACUGACCAGGUGACCCGCUUCAAUGAGGAGGUGAAGAAGCAGAGUGUGUCACGGAACCGAGAUGCUCCAGAGGGUGGCUUUGAUGCCAUCAUGCAGGCUACAGUCUGUGAUGAAAAGAUUGGCUGGAGGAAUGAUGCAUCCCACCUGCUGGUGUUUACCACUGAUGCCAAGACUCAUAUAGCACUGGAUGGAAGGCUGGCAGGCAUUGUCCAGCCCAAUGAUGGGCAGUGUCAUGUUGGCAGUGACAACUAUUACUCUGCCUCCACUUCCAUGGAUUAUCCCUCUCUGGGACUGAUGACUGAGAAGCUAUCCCAGAAAAAUAUCAAUUUGAUAUUCGCAGUGACUGAAAAUGUAGUCAGUCUCUACCAGAACUACAGUGAACUCAUCCCAGGGACCACAGUGGGGGUUCUGUCCACUGAUUCCAGCAAUGUGCUCCAGCUCAUUGUUGAUGCUUAUGGGAAAAUCCGCUCUAAAGUAGAGCUGGAAGUACGUGACCUCCCUGAGGAGUUGUCUCUAUCCUUCAAUGCCACCUGCCUUAACAAUGAGGUCAUCCCAGGCCUCAAGUCUUGUGUGGGACUGAAGAUUGGAGACACGGUGAGCUUCAGUAUCGAGGCCAAGGUGCGUGGCUGUCCCCAGGAGAAGGAAAAGUCCUUCACCAUCAAGCCUGUGGGCUUCAAGGACAGCCUCACUGUCCAGGUCACCUUUGACUGUGACUGUGCCUGCCAGGCCCAGGCUGAGCCUCACAGCCGACGCUGCAACAAUGGCAAUGGGACCUUCGAGUGUGGGGUGUGUCGCUGUGGGCCUGGCUGGCUGGGGUCCCAGUGCGAGUGCUCAGAGGAGGACUACCGCCCCUCCCAGCAGGAUGAGUGCAGCCCCCGGGAGGGCCAGCCCAUCUGCAGCCAGCGGGGUGAAUGCCUCUGUGGCCAGUGUGUCUGCCACAGCAGUGACUUUGGCAAGAUCACGGGCAAGUACUGUGAGUGUGAUGACUUCUCCUGUGUCCGCUACAAGGGGGAGAUGUGCUCAGGCCACGGCCAGUGCAGCUGUGGGGACUGCCUGUGUGACUCCGACUGGACUGGCUACUACUGCAAUUGUACCACGCGCACUGACACCUGCAUGUCCAGCAACGGGCUGCUGUGCAGUGGCCGGGGCAAGUGCGAAUGUGGCAGCUGUAUCUGCAUCCAGCCGGGUUCCUAUGGGGACACCUGUGAGAAGUGUCCCACUUGCCCGGAUGCCUGCACCUUUAAGAAGGAAUGUGUGGAGUGUAAGAAGUUUGACCGGGGAGUCCUACACGAGGAAAACACCUGCAGCCGUUACUGCCGGGAUGAGAUUGAGUCAGUGAAUGAGCUUAAGGACACUGGCAAGGAUGCAGUGAAUUGUACCUACAAGAAUGAGGAUGACUGUGUCGUCAGAUUCCAGUACUAUGAAGACUCCAGUGGAAAGUCCAUCCUGUAUGUGGUAGAAGAGCCAGAGUGUCCCAAGGGUCCUGACAUCCUGGUGGUCCUGCUUUCAGUGAUGGGGGCCAUUCUGCUCAUCGGCCUUGCCACCCUGCUCAUCUGGAAGCUCCUCAUCACCAUCCAUGACCGGAAAGAGUUUGCGAAAUUUGAGGAAGAACGAGCCAGAGCAAAAUGGGACACAGCCAACAAUCCACUGUAUAAAGAGGCCACAUCCACCUUCACCAAUAUCACCUACCGGGGCACUUAAUGAUGAGAAGUUAUCCUCAGAUCAUUAUCAAACUAUUCCAGGAUUGUGGGAGUCUCUGCCAUCAUGUUUACAGUACUUGUGGGGCGGGAUUUGGGGCUUGGAGUGGGGUGCGUUGGGAGAAUGUCAGUAUAUGGGAGUGUGGGUCUCUGAGCAUGUGUGCGUACUCGCGCAUGUGUAUGCUCCAUGUGGAGAAUGUGUAAUUUAAAACUUGUGAUGUGUCCCUAUAAGCAGAGCUCCUCAGCCUUUGUCCUCAGAAUGCCCCCUGCAGGGAUGCUUCCUGCUUAGCUUGAGGGUGCCCUGUGGAGCCAAGCAGGUGUUCUUCAUUACCUCAGUGGGAUGCCAGCUUUCCUUGUCAGGCCAUUCUCUCUGAAGAGAAGGGCAGAGCUGAGGCCUUGUUUCAGAGGAAGAGGUGCCAAGCCCUGGCUCUAUCCUUAGUUGAUAAGUUUAUGGUUCUUGGGCCUGACACUCAGCAGCUAUGGUAGGAACUGCUGGGCUUUGCCGCCCAGCCGUGUCAUCUGUACCUCUAUCAACAUUCCUUUCCCUCAGGCUGAAAGAGGAGUUAGGGAGAAUUAGGCAUCAGAACUGCCUGUGCCUUUUGCCGUCACCUCAGUCCAGCUAUGGUUCCCUCAUAAGGGGAAUCCUUGCUACCUAAUUCUUUGACCUGCUGGAAGUGUGGAUGGCAGGACCACUCAGGGGUCAUGCAUGGCCUGGGGGAUGUGCCAGCACCCCCCACUUCAUAGUCACAACGCUUUGGAUUUGCCUCACUGGCAGCCCUACC